Messenger RNA from Plenodomus lingam JN3, 804 nucleotides. Lineage: Eukaryota; Fungi; Ascomycota; Dothideomycetes; Pleosporales; Leptosphaeriaceae. The record is from RefSeq and is a predicted model, not a curated record.
AUGACAACACGCGACCCCAACUUCUGGAAACGCUUCAGUGUCGCCGUCCACCAAGACGAACUUGCGAAGACCGAAAUGAGCCAACAAAACACCAACAACCACUGCGACCUAAAGCAUUCGUACGUCUCUUCCUCCCGUUCCUCUUCUGCGCCCACUUCGCCCGCACCCGCUUCACCCACAUCGCCCACAUCCUUGUUCUCCCCGGUUCCCAAUGCCCUCACAUUACCACUUGCAUAUCCCACCACACCAGCACAACCAUCACUCUCCCAGCCCUCCAACAACGACGACAACAACAGAAACACCAAACCAGCAAAACAAGACCGACAAAACCCCCGCACAACUACAUCUACUACACCCCCCAAACGCACCAAACUCCAAAAAACACCCUCUCAGAAAACCCUCCUCCGCCCCACACUCACCCCCCUGCCCUCUUCAAACCAAAAGCGCACGUCAAUAUACACAACAAGCACAAACACAAACGCAACCACCACACCCCCCACCCAACCCAACCGCCCCCCUCCCCUCCCCCUCCCUCCUCCCCCAUCCCACAACCACAAACCACACCGCCAAUCCUGCCACCCACCCUCACCCUCGCUAAACCUCUACAACCGUCCCCCCUCGCGCUUCAAGUUCUGGACCACCAUCUCGGCUGACGCCCCGCGCAGGGAUUCUUGGCUCGAGAGCCAGAAGAAGAAGGCGAGGCAGCGGGCCUGGAUGUGUUGGGCGUUUUGGGGGGUCGUGGGCUGUGUGGUUGCGGGCGUGGUGGUGACGGUUGUGGUGUUGGGGCGGAAGGGGGUGUUGUGA